Molecule: messenger RNA, 1666 nt
Organism: Pyrus x bretschneideri (Chinese white pear)
Lineage: Eukaryota; Viridiplantae; Streptophyta; Magnoliopsida; Rosales; Rosaceae
Product: UPF0481 protein At3g47200-like
Exons: 2
Coding region: 135-1502 (455 amino acids)
Source: RefSeq, a predicted model, not a curated record
AUUUUGGUCCUCCACAAGUCUUCUUUCAUCAUUAACUAGAACAAUGGAAACUGAUCUUGCUCACUGCUUGGGUUAUUCAAAGCUCCAAAAUUAGCAAGGUUCUUUUGAUAAUUUCCAAUACUCCCCUUUGAAGGAUGGAAAAUAGUUACAGAUCAGAGAAACAGGAACAAGCAAGUGACCAUGUCGCCCCCGAAAUUAUUCCUGAGCCACAAACAAGAGACCAUGUCGCCCUCGAAAUCAUUCCUGAGCAUGAUGUCCUUGUAUCUUCCAUCAAAGAAAAGAUGGAAAACGUUGCUGUAUCAGUCUGCAUCUUCCAAGUCCCCGACAAACUUCUUGAUGGCAACAAAAAGAAGUAUACUCCGGAGAAUGUUUCCAUCGGUCCUUUGCACCGCAGAGAACCUACUAAAGUCGGGGAAGAUGAUAAGUGGCGGUAUUCUUAUGCACUCCUCAAUCGAAAUCCAAAUUUAGAAGCAAGCUUGAGCAUCUGUGUGAAAGCUCUUAGAGAGUUAGAGCACAAAGCGAGAAGAUGCUACGAGGGAGAGAUUGGCCUCUCUAGUGAUGAAUUUGUUCAGUUGUUGCUAGUUGAUGGCUGCUUCAUCAUUGAGCUGUUUCUUAAGUACGCUUACAAGAGCCUCAGAUCGCGACGAGAUCCUAUAUUCAGCACGGUAGGGAUGCUUUUCGGCAUGAGGAAUGACUUGGCAUUGUUACUAGAAAACCAAAUUCCUUUCUUUGUUGUUCAAAGGUUGUUUCAAGUAGUACCGCUUCCUAAAAAAUGUAAUGAGUCACUCAGUGAGCUCGCAGCACGCUUCUGCAAUAGAAUAAUCCCGGGAGAUGAUGAGCAUGUUAUCCAAGACAAGUUCAACCGAGAAGGGUAUCAUUUGCUCGAUCUGAUUCGACAUUCCAUCCUCCCAACAUAUCCAAAACUGCCACCGAAAGAAGAUACACCUCCCAAAAAUAUGGAUUGUGCAAAAAUUCUCAAAAGGGCAGGCAUUAAGUUCAAGAGCGCUAGAAGCCCAAGUUUCUUGGACAUCAAGUUUUCUCGCGGAGUUUUCAAAAUCCCCUCUCUUGAAGUCCACGGAUACACAGAAACACUUCUCCGGAACCUCGUUGCACUGGAGCAGCGUCAGAUUGACGAUACAGUACAGCACGUCACAUCCUACGCCUUCCUCAUGGGAUGCCUCAUCAGCUCUGAGAAAGAUGUGAAGUUCCUCCGGCGAAGGGAGAUUCUCACGCACGACGAGAAGAAGGAUAACGAGGUUUUCGAAGUGUUUAAGAAUCUAUGCAAGGAGAUCAGCUUGAAGGAUUUUUACUACGUGAGGAUUUUUGAAGAGGUAGGUGAGUACAAGAGAAAGAGUUGGCAUGAAAAGCGGCGGAAGUUGAAGCACACGCAUCUCAAAACUUCUACCUCGGUUGUUGUGUUUGUUGUUGCAAUUUUGCUUCUUCUUCUCACCUUUGUUGGAGCUUGCUUUUCCAUUCUUACCUUUGCUCUCCACCACGUUUAGAACAAAUAAUCGUUUAUCUCUUCACACACUUGGAUAUUUAGAGCAAAUAAUCAUUCAUCUCUUUUCACACUUGGAUGUGAAAUUGAUUGUUUUUUUACUUGGAUGUGUCUAUUUUUAACGUAUAUGAUAAAUAAUGGAUGAUGCACACGUAUUGAAUUUGCUGA